UCUACUUACAGCAUCUGUCGGUGCAGGGCGAUGCCUCACACAUUGAGAGCGCCGCGCUGCCGCUGGAACACAGAGCUGGCUAUGGACCACCAGCUGCCUCGCCCAUUUAUGGAGCACCGCAGACAGCGCUCAGCACUAGCGCCACCAACGAGCUCUCGGAAGAAGCCUGGCCACUGGCCACCACCAAUGACAGUCCACAGAUCAAGCAUCUGCAGGUGCAGUGCGAGAAGACGCACAUGCGCGUCAACAUUGAGUUCGAUCGCCCCUUCUAUGGCAUGAUCUUCUCGAAGGGCUUCUACAGCGAAUCGCACUGUGUGCAUAUGCAGCCGGGCACGGGUCACUUGAGCGCCACCUUUGAGAUCUUCCUCAACAGCUGCGGCAUGAGCAGCUCGGCCAAUCACAAUGCUGCUGGCUAUGGCGCACCCACGCCCUCGGGCAGCUAUGUGGAGAACACCAUCAUCAUUCAGUACGAUCCCUACGUGCAGGAGGUGUGGGAUCAGGCGCGCAAGCUGCGCUGCACCUGGUAUGACUUCUACGAGAAGGCGGUGACCUUCAGACCCUUCCAGGUGGACAUGCUGCAUGCGGUGACUGCCAACUUCUUGGGCGACAAUCUGCAGUGCUGGAUGCAAAUCCAAGUGGGCAAGGGCCCAUGGGCUUCCGAAGUUUCGGGCAUUGUCAAGAUCGGACAGACCAUGACCAUGGUGUUGGCCAUUAAGGAUGAUGAGAACAAGUUCGAUAUGCUGGUGCGCAACUGCGUUGCCCAUGACGGCAAGCGUGCUCCCAUACAGCUGGUGGAUCAGAAUGGCUGCGUUGUGCGUCCCAAGAUUAUGAGCAAAUUCCAGAAGAUCAAGAACUUUGGACCAUCCGCCUCUGUCGUCAGCUUUGCCUACUUCCAAGCCUUCAAGUUCCCCGACUCCAUGAACGUGCACUUCCAAUGUGUCAUCCAGGUCUGCCGCUAUAACUGCCCCGAGCCCAAGUGCGGUCCCGGCCUGCCCGGCGGUGAGUACGGCGUGCCACAGAUCGGCGGCAAUGCCCUGUCCGAGGAGUACGGCCCACCAGAGGCCUAUGAGCGCAACGACUUUGCCUUGGGUGGUCUGCCACCAGCAGCUUAUCCCGAUCCUCGCCAUCCCGCCGAUGCCAGCGGCGCCUACUCCGAGAACCAGCCCGAUGUGGUGCCUUCGCCACAAGCACAGACCAGCGCACAGCCCACAGCCGACGCUGCAGCCAACGCCGGCAGCGGUCCAGCCAGCUCACAGGCGCCACAAACACAGCAGGGCAACAGCAAUGAGCUGGGUCUGCCACCACCACCACUGCCCGGCCAGCCUGGUCUCUACAGCACAGUGAAGCGCAAGGAUGACUUGAGCGCUGGUGGCAAUCUGGUCUCGCUGGGCGGCCGUCCACGCUCCGUCGAGGGCUUGGAUGAUCUGCGCGGUGUGCGCAGGCGUCGCGACACCAUGGACACAAUGGAGAUUGUGGUCAAGCCACGCAUCUACAAGCGCAACGCACAGGAGAUGACGGACGUUAACACGAGCCGCAUUAUCCAGGUGGUCGCUCCAGGCGAUGUCAACUUUGCGCUGAACAGCAAUGCCAGCAAUGAGACCGUUGUCAUACAGUCGGCGCGCUCCGCCGAUGCCGAGACCAUUUGCAUGUCUGUGCCCAGUUUUGUUGGCGGUCUGGUGAUGCUGCUGCUGGUGCUGGCCGUCGCCUCUCUAGUCGCUGCUUUCCUCUUUGUGCGCGUGCGUCACUUCGAUCGCAAGGGAGCGGGCAUGGCCUAUGUGAACUAAGCUCAAGCAUGAGCCGCAGGAGGAGCACAGCAACCAUCAUCAGCACGUCGUGAACACAAAAACCAAAUCAGUUUUAUG
Messenger RNA from Drosophila busckii, 1862 nucleotides. RefSeq lists its product as uncharacterized. NCBI's taxonomy places the organism in Eukaryota, Metazoa, Arthropoda, Insecta, Diptera, Drosophilidae. The record is from RefSeq and is a predicted model, not a curated record. The coding region runs from base 237 to 1784 and encodes 515 amino acids. The transcript has a single exon.